This is a messenger RNA of Petromyzon marinus (sea lamprey), 1498 nucleotides long. The record is from RefSeq and is a predicted model, not a curated record. Lineage: Eukaryota; Metazoa; Chordata; Hyperoartia; Petromyzontiformes; Petromyzontidae.
CUGGGCUCCUCCUCCUCAUCUCUAUCCCUGGGCUCCUCCUCAUCUCUACCCCUGGGCUCCUCCUCAUCUCCAUCUACCCCGUGGGCUCUUCCUCAUCUCUACCCCUGGGCUCCUCCUCAUCUCCAUCUACCCCGUGGGCUCCUCCUCAUCUCUACCCCUGGGCUCCUCCUCAUCUCUACCCCUGGGCUCCUCCUCAUCUCCAUCUACCCCGUGGGCUCCUCCUCAUCUCUACCCCUGGGCUCCUCCUCAUCUCUACCCCUGGGCCCCACUAUGGGCAACACGGAGGCGAAGCCGGAAGAGGAUGUGCAGGAGCAGCCGCCGGGCAUCGUUCUCAACUCGUACCAGCAGAACGAGAACCGCAAGCAUCCGGACAUCGAGCACAAAGCCGAAUCCAAUUCAAAGUCUCCGGCUCAUCCCAGCACUGCAGUGAAUCCGCACGCCGAGAAGCCUAAGCGGGCGAUGUGGGACUUCGGCAAGGCAAAGGGCGACGACGAUGCGGGGUCCACCAAGCCCGGCGGCGGCGGCGGCGGCGUCGGCGUCGGCGUCGAGGGGGAGAAGCAGCAGCGGGAGGAGGAGACGAAGCAGCAACGGGAAGGUUCCUUUUUCAAAAUGUUCUCGGCGAAAGAGGCGACGGGCGCCGCCGACGGGAAGAACGACCGGGGGGAGGACGCCUCCCGCGACGCGGCGGCUGCGGCGGGCGGCACGGCGGGGCAGCAGCAGCAGCAGCAGAAGGACGGCGGAGGGUCCUUCUCGUUGAAGCAGAUGUUCGGCGGGAAGGACUCGGCGGCACGGGCGUCCGACGAGGAGGCGGCGCGAGGACUGCCGGCGCAGAACGCGGCGGGGAAGGCCGAGUCGGCGAUGAACGGCCCCGUCGCCAAAACGACGCUGCCCGCCGCUCGGGGAAGAUCCGCGGAGAAGCCGCGUGCCGCCGAGCCGGCGACCGAGGUCGGAGCGGACGUCGACGAAGCGGCGAGCUCGGACGCGAGCGGGAAGGAGCCGCAGGGCUUCUUUAGCUUCCUGAAGAAGGGUUCCAGCGACAUGACGGACGGGGCGGGCCACAACGUUGGCCUGCAGAGGCUGCAGUCGGUGAGCCUGCAGGAGUCGGUGGACGAGGGCCUCCCCUCCGACUCCGCGGCCUUCUCGGACGCUCGCUCCUCGUCGUCCGCAUCAGCCGCAGCGUUCGGGGGCUUCUUCAGGUCCAUGGGAGGGAAGAGGACUUCGACGGUCGCGACGCAGACGGAGCCGGUGCAAGUGCUGCCCAUCAAGGAGAACCCCUUCAGCUUCCGGAAGAAGAUGUGACGGCGCACGGACGAACGGCAAGCGGCGUGGGCGGCGGUGGUGGCGGUGGCGGUGGUGAUGGUGGUGGUCAACUCCUGCCGCGUCUCCACGGCCACCGGCCAUGGACACAGAGGAGCCGCGGGCACGCGGCGUCGGGCCGGUCCCCUCCAGGGAGCAACGAGAGGAUUGGGGAGGGGGCGGCGUGGGGGGGGAGGGGGGA